UCUUCGCUAGACAAAAUGAUAUUCCGCGCAUUUAGCGUACUCAGUGUCAUAAUGUUUGGAUUGUGUGCGACGGAAAAGCUCGAUAUUUUGAAAACUCUUAACUACACAUCUUCCUGCAAACGUGCUUCAAGUGACUACAAUUCCUGCUUGAAAAACAGAGCUGAAGUAAUAUGGCCAAUUUUUGUAAAAGGUCUUCCUGCUGAAUUCGAUCUUCCACCUCUGGAUCCAUUUCUUUAUAAAUACGAAAAAGUUGUAGUUGAUAGUGGUGAUCUACACGGAGAAAUAAGUGUAAAAAAUAUCACUGUCAUAGGUAUCAAAAUGAUACAUUUUAAGUGGGUAAGAUCGCACCUCAACGAUGAUAUUUUCUAUCUUGGAUGUAGAUAUCAAAUACCACAAAUAGAUGCUGAAGGUAUUUACGAAGGGCAUGGCACUAUAGCCGGAUUCCGAUUCAACACGCAAGCAGGAUAUUUUAACAUAACGAUGAAAGGCAUCAGAGGAAUGUGGAACAUAUUAGGGCCUGUAAAAAAUGAUACACUGAUUGUAAAACAUUUUCGCAUAACUCCAAUGAUCAAAAACUUAAAGAUCUACGUAGAUAAUUCCGACAAUUCAGAAAUCAUGAAACUCGCCAAUAUGUUCGUGAAUGAAAACUGGCCGAUAUUAUAUCGAAUAAUAUUGCCAUUAGCGGUUGAAAAGUUUGAUACGUAUUUCAGUAACUUAGUCAAUCCCUUCUUCGCGAAGCUUUCCUUUUCGCAAAUAUUUCCAUAA
Messenger RNA from Odontomachus brunneus, 765 nucleotides. RefSeq lists its product as uncharacterized. The transcript is spliced from 5 exons. NCBI's taxonomy places the organism in Eukaryota, Metazoa, Arthropoda, Insecta, Hymenoptera, Formicidae. The record is from RefSeq and is a predicted model, not a curated record. The coding region runs from base 16 to 765 and encodes 249 amino acids.